Messenger RNA from Miscanthus lutarioriparius, 906 nucleotides. Lineage: Eukaryota; Viridiplantae; Streptophyta; Magnoliopsida; Poales; Poaceae. The record is from the annotation of a GenBank genome assembly.
AUGGAGCUGCAGGUCUUCUACAGGGCGCUCGUGCUCUCGCUCGUCGGCGGCCUCAGCACCGCCCUCGGUGCGCUGUUUGUGGUUUUGAAUCCUGCCCCUAACCUUAAAGUGCUCGGGCUUCUACAGGGUUUUGCUGCUGGACUUAUGCUCAGCAUCUCCUUUCUAGACUUGGCACACAAUGCCCUGAAUUCUAUUGGCUUCUUGAAGGGGAACCUCUGGUUUUUUGCAGGAGUUCUUUUCUUCGGUUUCAUUAUUAAGUUUAUUCCAGAGCCAAAUUUUUCGCCACCAGCUAAUCCAAGCGAGAAAAAGACUGAUGAUGGUGGAACAGGUAAAGAUACGAUGAGGAAACAUCGCCGGCAAGUGUUAUUCAGUGGUAUUAUCACUGCUGUUGGAAUAUGCUUUCAUAAUGUUCCAGAGGGGAUGGCUGUAUUUCUGGGAUCUGUCAAGGGGGUUGCUGUAGCUCUUCCAAUCUAUUUUGCUACCAAAAGGUACUAUCUCAUGCAGAGAUUGGUGGUGAAUGAAAUUUAUAUCUCACAGCAGCCUUCAGAGAUGAAUCUAGCGUUGAAUAUAUCUAAUUUGCAGGCAAAAAGUUUCUCUAAAAUAAAUCCUAAAAUAUCGUCAGUUCAAAUCUGCCAUGAAUCAACACUCUCUGGUUUGGCUGAGCCACUAGGAGUGAUUGCUGUAGCUUUGUUGUUUCGAAGCAGUUUGAAUCCUGACAUUCUUGAAGGCCUACUUGGAUCUGUUGGUGGUGUCAUGGCUUUCCUCACUUUGCAUGAAAUGCUACCUCUUGCAUUUGACUAUUGUGGCCAGAAGCAAGCUGUCAAAGCUGUCUUUGUGGGCAUGGCCUGCAUGUCUGCAAGCUUGUACUUCUUGGAAGUCAGCUUACCAAAGGAGAUAAGCUUGUAG